AUGAAAUUAUUAUCGACAAUAUUCAUUCUCUUGGUAGCUAUCAUUGCAUUGACAUUAGGUGAAUUAUCUAAUGAGAAUUCAUCUAAAUCUUCUCCAACUGGUGUCACUGUUACUCAGACAGGAGGAUUUGCAGGAGUACACAAGACAGUAUCAUUAGACUUAAAGUCUGGAAAGACAGCAACUGGCAAAAAGAUUGAUAAAAAACUAUUGAAUCAUCUUGAAGAUCACAUCAAAUCCGAUGAAUUCAAAGAGCUCCCAGAACACAGUGUUUACACACCCGAUCAUGAAGUAGCCGAUGCAUUCAUCUACGAAGCAGUAUUCCAUUUCAAAGGACACAAACAAAUUAAAAACAUCUAUUGGAAUGAAUUGGCAUCCAACAAGACACCGAUUUGUGAACCACUUCAACAACUAGCUUCAAAAUAUGCUACCAAUAUUCCACCUCCAACAACCGAUGAUGGACCAAAAGUAGAUAAAAAGAAAAAAAAUAAAGAUGUCCAAACUCCUGAUGUUGAACAUGAUACUCCAUCUCAAUAA
Molecule: messenger RNA, 534 nt
Organism: Cavenderia fasciculata
Lineage: Eukaryota; Evosea; Eumycetozoa; Acytosteliales; Cavenderiaceae
Exons: 2
Coding region: 1-534 (177 amino acids)
Source: RefSeq, a predicted model, not a curated record